AGCUCACCUAAAUGGUAUCACCUAAAUAUGAUACCAUUUAGCUCUGCUAAAGCUAAAUGAUACCAUUUAGCAGAGCUAAAUGAUACCAUUUAGGUCUGCUAAAGCUAAAUGAUACCAUUUAGCUCCCGAAUAUUUUUCCGCGGAACUUUUCUACGUAACAUUUUUCCUCUGAGCCCCUCAUAUAGUAUUAUCUCUGGCAUCUGAUGUUAAAAUAACUUCCAUUUUUCGCUCCAAUUCCAAAUAUACCAUGCCUUAGAUUUCACGUGAAAUUCCUUUAAAAAAACAGUGAUUUGGUACGUACUUCAAAAUACAAUUUUCGAUUUAUUGCAUACUUCAUGGUCAUCGUGAUCUUUGAAAAUUCUGUUCAGAUAGUGUUCUAUAUAUAUAAAAGUUAGUAAGUAAUAUUUUGAUAUAACAAUCGAUGUUUAAAUAACCUAGCAAUUUAUUAAACGAUUCAAACACCUUGCGAAAUUGAAGCGUAUUUUCCUGGUCAACUGAUGUUGGAACAUUUAGUUUACGACGCAAUCACUCAAUCUAUAAUAUGAUUACUAGUAGUGUAUAUUGCAAUUAAAACCGAUUUCCAAUCUUCACAAUCAAAUAAAUUCUGUAAUUUUGAAAUACAAAACUAAAUUUAUUUCAGAAUAUUAUUAAUUGAAAAUAUCAGAAAUUUGAUUUGAAGCGUAGCUAAUGAAUUCAACAAAUGUGAAUUGUAUAAAUGGGAGUCUUGUAUGCAGUUCUAGCCAUUCAUAUCUGCAACUUUUAACUAAAAUUCACAAUUUAAUUUCGGCUCUUCUUUAUAACAGAUCUACGAAUAUUUUGAUUUUCUUUUGACAUUUCUGUAGGUAAGUUAAUUCACAUAUACUAAUCAGUAUAAUAUUUUGAAUUAACGACCAAAGAAAGCCAUAAACAUGUUUCAAUUUGUAAUAUUGUUAAUUUACGUUUCACUUGUGUCUGCUGAGUAUUCGGAAACUGAAUAUGAAAAUCGCGAUGGAUGCAGUGGAGUCAUAUCACAAAUGAAACUGGGUACAGGAGUUAAUGCUAAUGGCGCACUCACAGUCAUAUGGUUUCCUGGCCUUGCACAUAACAUCUGGACCGGCGUCUACUACCUUCGCGUACCGCUCGUUCUGGCAUACUAUAAUAGUCUUUUCGUUACCAUACAUUCUGGAAACUGUUACAGAGAAGACUACAGUUUUAAAAUAGCAACAUUCAAGAAACAGGGUCAAUUCGAACAAGAAUCGCUGCCCAUAAUUCCAUUGCAUCCAGGGGGCUAUGAAGCGCCAUGUGCUGGGAUAAUAAAGGCCAUUCGCUUUACAUUUGAGGGUGAGGGACGUAAUAAAAAGAACAAAAUACAUAUACAACUCAACACAGAAAUAAGCGAAAACUACACGAGGGCAUCUACACUAAUUAGACCACUUAUUGAAGCAUUCAUAAGAAAGGCAAAGAUACACUUAAUCACCAACUCAUGUCGUACUGGUGAUCUUGGAUUUGCAUCAUACAACUUGCUGGAUAGAGGAUCUCGUUGAUAGAAAAAAAUUAUAACUGAAAAUAUAUUGAUUCAUUAAAAAUAGAAAAAAUUGUUUUACUGAAG
Molecule: messenger RNA, 1588 nt
Organism: Sitodiplosis mosellana (orange wheat blossom midge)
Lineage: Eukaryota; Metazoa; Arthropoda; Insecta; Diptera; Cecidomyiidae
Exons: 4
Coding region: 909-1523 (204 amino acids)
Source: RefSeq, a predicted model, not a curated record